CCUGGCGGGCUGCCUCUAGAACAAGGAGCGCGGCGCGUGGUCGCGGCGCGGAGCCGAGUGGGAGCGAGGGGUAGACGCGCUCCGGGCGUGCGGCCGCACCCCUCACUUCCGCCCCGCGGUCUGGACCGCUCGCCGCAAACCCGCAAGUCCCUCGCCGCUUUGGGGUCUGGGCGCGCGGUGCCGUGGGGGUCAGCAGGGCGGAGCGGCUUUUCCAGGAGAAAGGGCCCUCACGGGUGAGCGGGGCGACUGGGCUCCCCCGCGGUGCAGUUGCCCCGCGGGCGACGGCCCCGGGUCAACAGAUUCUUCUCGCUCGCUGCCCGGAAAGAACCAGUGAGAACCGCUGUUGCAGCAAAAAAGAAGUUAAUAAGCGCAGGGCUGGCCAAACCAGAACAGGGUCUCAGACCUGUCUCCCCGAGAAUUCGGGGGCGAGGGUUUUAAAGGGCAUUUUGGCGUCUCCGGGCUGGGGAACUGAAACAAUUGACCGGCUGGGGAUGAAAGCACAAGAGCGUCUGAAACUCGGGGCGGCUUCGUUGGUUCCCAGGAAGGGGGUGGGGUCAGUUUCCCUUGUCUUGAAGUUUACACGAAAUCCCUCUCCCAGUUAUCCUAGCCUCUGUGCUAGAAUAAGAAAACGACAACACGGUGAAAACUUAGCCCGUGAGGUUAGAAGCAAGAUGGAGUCAGUCAUGUUAGAUUUCUCGCAUUAUUUAUAUAUCUGUAAAGGUGGUUUCAGGGACCUUUCUGAACUUAGCCCGUAUCUCACUGGUGAUCCCACUUCUGGGUAUUUGCAAAUCACUUUAUUAGGUUUUUAAAAGUAUUGUUGCAGGCAUGCGAAGGGGCCGAUAUACUUUUGCCAUGUCCAGAGUGUAUUCAGGUCUUGUAAUGAUCAUAUGGGUGUUAUAUUGAGUAACAGGCAAAUGUGGGCAGAAAAUAUCAAAUGUGGUUUUCAGCUAAGAAGUCUGGUUGCUCUUAGUUUUCAGUUACUCUCCAUUGCAUAGAAUAAAGCCCCGAAGAAACGAAGAAUAAGAUCAUGGGGAAACUUGGCUUCCAUGUUAAACCGUGUAAUACCAGGUGUUAGAAUAGUAGUAAAGGACUUGUUUCUUUCACAUCUAUAUACACUCAAAAGACCUCAUCGAUCUUGGAAAAACAUUGUUUCGAAGACAAUGUAUAUGACUGGUUUGGUUAUAUGAAGAAAUCAUUUCUAGGAUUUCCUGGUAAUUCUGUGAUAAACAGGAAUACAAACUGGAAUUUUUACAGGUCACUAUAGUAGAGGUUUUAGUUUGAUUUUUGCUUUGCCUGUCAUGCUCUCUCUGCCUUAUAAUUCUUUGUGGUGUAAUUAAAAAACGAACACUAGGGCCGGACGGGGUGGCUCACGCCUGUAAUCCCAGCACUUUGGGAGGCCGAGGCGGGCGGAUCAUCUGAGGUCGGGAGUUCGAGCCCAGCCUGACCAACAUGGAGAAACCGCGUCUCUACUAAAAAUACAAAAUUAGCCGGGCGUGGUGGCGCAUGCCUGUAAUCCCAGCUACUCGGGAGGCUGAGGCAAGAGAAUCACUUGAACCUGGGAGGUGGAGGUUGCGGUGAGCCGAGAUCGCACCAUUGCACUCCAGCCUGGGCAACAGGAGCGAGACUCCGUCUCAAAAUAAAAAACAAACACUGUAAGCUUUUUGAAAAAUCAAGUAAAUUCAUUACAGUGUUUUUCCUGCAAUGAAAAAGAAUGCAUCACUUUUCUAAGGUUUUAAUAAUCAUAAUAGCUGCCAGUUAUUCAGGACCUUGUAUGUACCAGGCAAAGUGUUAGGAACGUUUUAUCCAUUUUCUCUUCUGUGCUAAGCAGUCCCACUAGCUGCUUCAUCCUGGAAAUAUAGAUGGGAGACUGAAGUCAAGGACUCCAACUGUGUGUUUAACAUCUCUCUUGACUCCCAGGAACCUCCAGUUCGGCAUGUCCAAAAUGAAACGCAUGUCUGUCUUCUAUCAAUAUGUUUUGCCCAACCCCUGCAACACUCCCACUUCCAGAAAAAUCACACACACAACCAUUGUGCCUUUCCUCUCUCAGGGAGUGCCAAGAAACCAUCUGGUUCAUGCCAGAAACUUGGGAGUCAACCUUGCCCCCUUCUCUGCUUGCCCCCCAUAAAUCUGCCACCACAAAUCCUGUCAACUGUUCUUACAUCUUUCCUUCCCAUUUUUUCUGACCCCAUUGCCUCCACUCUAUUCCAUUUCAUUAUUUUCCUGCCUUUUCUAUUGUUGGAGCCUCCUAACUGGCCUGUGUCUCUGAGCUGGCCUUCCUGCCCCUCCUCCACUGGUCUGCAAUCUGAGUGAAUGUUUUUUCUAAUAUGCAAAUAUGAUUAUAUUGCCUUCUUGGUUAAAAUGCUUCAGCAGCUUGUUACAUUCUUCUUUCAAUUUCUUGAACUGAAUGUAAUUUCUUUAGCUCUUAAAUAUGCAAUUUCCUCUUCCUUGAUUACUCUUUUCCUCCUCUUUGUCUAGCCAAGUUUCAUUCAUUCUUCAGGCUUCAGCUUAAAUAGCCUACAUUUGUUGAGGUUUAUGGUUAUCUCUGCAUGGGAUGUCCAUGUUGGCAGGGACUAUGAGAGAUUUUUCAGAUUAUAACAUCUGACUCAGAGUUGGUGCUCAGUGUCUACCUGUUGAAUGUAGUAUAGGGGAGGAAAAACAUUUUUUCUCUACCCUCUUAGGUUCAGUAGCUGGGCCCUGCAAAAUAAACUGAUGAAAGAUAGAUUAACAGGAAAAAAGGUUUAUGCAUAAAUGUAAAGAAGUGGUUAGACCAGGGGGCUCAUAUGCCAUUUUAACAAAGAGUGAUAAAUUGUAGAGAAGUAACUAGACAAAAGUAGGGGAAUGCUUCUUGGGUAAAUUGUAGGAAGGUAAAUAUAUGGCGGAAGCUAACAUAAGAUAAGGGUUAUUCAGUAAGGUUUGUUAUGUGGACUCCAAGUUGGUGCCUUCCCCAUUGGUAAGAGUUGCUCUCCUCUUCCUGGUACUGGAAAGGAAGACACAUUUACAAAUGGAUAUUUAUUACCUGUACAUAGGAAAAUUUAUGCCCUGCAUUUAUACAAAAAAGGGAGGGCAAAGAGCAAAUUGGUUUCAGCUCAAAACAAUUCUUACAUGAAAGUGGCAUAUUUUGGGGUAGCAUACACUGAUCCUCUUCAAAAGGAAUAAUUUGCUUUUCUCUUAUCAUGGUUAUGAGAGCUACUUUGAAUUAAUUUUUGCUUUUUGAAAGUACAUUUAAUUCUCAAAUGUUUCUGCUUUUGAAUGCAGUUUGGGAGAGCCCAUGGUGACUGCGUGAGUGGAGCCCAGCUGUGUGGAUGCCCCAGCAUGGAUGACUACAUGGUCCUGAGAAUGAUUGGGGAGGGCUCCUUCGGCAGAGCUCUUUUGGUUCAGCAUGAAAGCAGUAAUCAGAUGUUUGCCAUGAAAGAAAUAAGGCUUCCCAAGUCUUUCUCUAAUACACAGAAUUCUAGGAAGGAGGCUGUUCUUUUAGCCAAAAUGAAACACCCUAAUAUUGUUGCCUUCAAAGAAUCAUUUGAAGCUGAAGGACACUUGUAUAUUGUGAUGGAAUACUGUGAUGGAGGGGAUCUAAUGCAAAAGAUUAAACAGCAGAAAGGAAAGUUAUUUCCUGAAGACAUGAUACUUAAUUGGUUUACCCAAAUGUGCCUUGGAGUAAAUCACAUUCACAAGAAACGUGUGCUACACAGAGAUAUCAAGUCCAAGAAUAUCUUCCUCACUCAGAAUGGAAAAGUGAAAUUGGGAGACUUUGGAUCUGCCCGUCUUCUCUCCAAUCCGAUGGCAUUUGCUUGUACCUAUGUGGGAACACCUUAUUAUGUGCCUCCAGAAAUUUGGGAAAACCUGCCUUAUAACAAUAAAAGUGACAUCUGGUCCUUGGGUUGCAUCCUGUAUGAACUCUGUACCCUUAAGCAUCCAUUUCAGGCAAAUAGUUGGAAAAAUCUUAUCCUCAAAGUAUGUCAAGGGUGCAUCAGUCCACUGCCGUCUCAUUACUCCUAUGAACUUCAGUUCCUAGUCAAGCAGAUGUUUAAAAGGAAUCCCUCACAUCGCCCCUCGGCUACAACGCUUCUCUCUCGAGGCAUCGUAGCUCGGCUUGUCCAGAAGUGCUUACCUCCCGAGAUCAUCAUGGAAUAUGGUGAGGAGGUAUUAGAAGAAAUAAAAAAUUCGAAGCAUAAUACACCAAGAAAAAAAACAAACCCCAGCAGAAUCAGGAUAGCUUUGGGAAAUGAAGCAAGCACAGUGCAAGAGGAAGAACAAGAUAGAAAGGAUAGCCAUACUGAUUUGGAAAGCAUUAAUGAAAAUUUAGUUGAAAGUGCAUUGAGAAGAGUAAACAGAGAAGAAAAAGGUAAUAAGUCAGUCCAUCUGAGGAAAGCCAGUUCACCAAAUCUUCAUAGACGACAGUGGGAGAAAAAUGUUCCCAAUACAGCUCUUACAGCUUUGGAAAAUGCAUCCAUACUCACCUCCAGUUUAACAGCAGAGGACGAUAGAGGUGGUUCUGUAAUAAAGUACAGCAAAAAUACUACUCGUAAGCAGUGGCUCAAAGAGACCCCUGACACUUUGUUGAACAUCCUUAAGAAUGCUGAUCUCAGCUUGGCUUUUCAAACAUACACAAUAUAUAGACCAGGUUCAGAAGGGUUCUUGAAAGGCCCCCUGUCUGAAGAAACAGAAGCAUCCGACAGUGUUGAUGGAGGUCACGAUUCUUUCAUUUUGGAUCCAGAGCGACUUGAGCCUGGGCUAGAUGAGGAGGACACGGACUUUGAGGAGGAAGAUGACAACCCCGACUGGGUGUCAGAGCUGAAGAAGCAAGCUGGAUGGCAAGGCCUGUGCGACAGAUAAUGCCUGAGGAAAUGUUCCUGAGUCACGCCGAGGAGAGGCUUCACUCAGGAGUUCAUGCUGAGAUGAUCAUGAGUUCAUGCGAUGUAUAUUUUCCUUUGGAAACAGAGUGAAGCAGAGGAAACUCUUAAUACUUAAAAUCGUUCUUGAUUAGUAUCAUGAGUUUGAAAAGUCUAGAACUCCUGUAAGUUUUUGAACUCAAGGGAGAAGGUAUAGUGGAAUGAGUGUGAGCAUCGGGCUUUGCAGUCCCAUAGAACAGAAAUGGGAUGCUAGCCUGCCACUACCUACUUGUGUGAUUGUGGGAAAUUACUUAACCUCUUCAAGCCCCAAUUUCCUCAACCAUAAAAUGAAGAUAAUAAUGCCUACCUCAGAGGGAUGCUGACCACAGACCUUUAUAGCAGCCCGUAUGAUAUUAUUCACAUUAUGACGUGUGUUUAUUAUUAUGUGACUCUUUUUACAUUUCCUAAAGGUUUGAGAAUUAAAUAUAUUUAAUUAUGA
Messenger RNA from Gorilla gorilla gorilla (western lowland gorilla), 5328 nucleotides. RefSeq names its product NIMA related kinase 3 (gene NEK3). The coding region runs from base 3250 to 4833 and encodes 527 amino acids. Gene Ontology annotation, molecular function: ATP binding; protein kinase activity. Gene Ontology annotation, biological process: protein phosphorylation. Lineage: Eukaryota; Metazoa; Chordata; Mammalia; Primates; Hominidae. The record is from RefSeq and is a predicted model, not a curated record. The transcript has 15 exons.